AUGAAGAAACCGCUGCCGCGACAAUCAUCAGAUUAUUGCUACUACUACUACGAAGAUGGGGCUUUGGUUCCAAUCCAUAUUCAAAGCAAACAGCAACAAGUUGAUGACAGUAGAAUGAUGCCGUUGGAACCCAAGGCAUUUUUGCCGCCGGCCCUGGCUAACUGGGAUUUUUGCCAAAAUGCCCACAAUACCACUGCUGCCGGGGACGCCAUCGGCUCUAGCGUGUCAACAGGCAUAAACCCCCAGCAGAAGCCUUCUGUUCGCAAAGGAAAUUUCACUUGGCUACACAGUGAGUGUGAUGUAUCCCUUGCAAUCUGA
Messenger RNA from Dibothriocephalus latus, 318 nucleotides. Lineage: Eukaryota; Metazoa; Platyhelminthes; Cestoda; Diphyllobothriidea; Diphyllobothriidae. The record is from the annotation of a GenBank genome assembly.